Molecule: messenger RNA, 672 nt
Organism: Physella acuta
Lineage: Eukaryota; Metazoa; Mollusca; Gastropoda; Physidae
Product: small nuclear ribonucleoprotein Sm D3-like
Biological process (GO): spliceosomal snRNP assembly; RNA processing
Cellular component (GO): spliceosomal complex
Molecular function (GO): RNA binding
Source: RefSeq, a predicted model, not a curated record
GAAAUACAACGAUUUAUAACGUUUCCUGUUUUCCGCCAUUAUUUGUUUUUGUUUGAAACCGGCAAAAAGGCAGUUGACAAAUCCAUGUAAUCACAACGUAAUGUGCAUUUAAAAAUAAAUCUCAAUAUACAUCAUUGAGUUAAAUAAAUUAAGAUGUCGAUUGGAGUACCUAUUAAGGUGCUGCAUGAGGCAGAAGGACACAUAGUUACUUGUGAAACUUCAACCGGUGAAGUGUAUAGAGGAAAACUGAUUGAAGCAGAAGAUAACAUGAACUGUCAGAUGGCAAAUAUCACAGUAACCUACAGAGAUGGUAGAGUUGCUCAACUUGAAAAUGUUUACAUCAGAGGCAGCAAAAUAAGAUUUUUUGUGUUACCUGACAUGUUAAAAAAUGCCCCGAUGUUCAAGAAAGUCCAAGGCAAAGGUGGCGGUGCUGGUCGAGGAAAGUCUGCUAUCUUGAGAGCUCAAGCUGCUCGAGGCAGGGGACAGAGAGGAAGAGGUGGUGGAAAUAUCUUCCAAAAACGUCGUUGAUGUUGAUUGUUCCAUCUCAUCACUGUCUUUAUGUACAUUUUUUCAAUCUGAUCAUCAUAUUUGUCAUUUUUCUUUGGUACACAAAAUUUUUCAAACAAGUACUUUUUCAUUUUUGAUGUUAUAAUAAAUUUUUUCCAUAAAAUG